CUGACUCUGGUUAUGUAAGAGAUUAAACGUGCGGCUGAAGGUGGAAACGUUCGGCUCUGCCUCUGCCGCUGCUGCCCCGCAUUUCAGGCAUCAUGUGCGUGAACGCCGGCUGCUGAGAGCGGAGGCUGCGUGUCCGUGCGUGUCACCAACCUGUGCGCUGCGCGCCAACAUGCCAACCUUCUCCGUGAUGUACAAAGGCGCGGUGAUCAUCAGCAGGACACUAAUGGGUCCGUAUGGAGUCGACCGAGCCGUACAUUCCAUUGAAUUUACGGAGUGUGAAAAUGGUUUGGGGAUAAAGGUGAUUGGAGGAGUGAAGGAACAAACUGGAGAGGAAUUUGGAGUUUAUGUCAAGCGGGUUUUACCUGGUGGCCUUGCUGCAGCUGAUGGAAACCUGAUGGCAGGGGACCAGAUCCUGGAGGUGAACGGGGACAGCCUUGUAGGAGUCACUAGUGAAAGAGCUGUGGACAUCCUGAGAGCAGCUUCUGCAACCAAUCACAUGCGCCUUCUCAUAGCCAGAGAUGAAGAAGCAAAGAGAGAAUUUGCAGAUCUUCUACAGAAGUACGGAUCUACGGGAAGCACAGGGUCAACGCGCAACUCUCCCAUUCAGCAAGGCAGCCGUUAUCUGGACAGCACGUCUUCUGGUUCUUCUUCUCGAUCCCAGAGUCCAUUAUUGCUCAGUCCUGCGGGUUCUCAAAACAACAAUGGUGGAACGAUGAUGCGCUCGCUCAGUCACCCAGGCGAAGGUGUCAUCCAGCUUAUUUCUGUCACGAGAUCCAGUAACUUAGGAAUCAGCAUUGGAGGAGGCUCCAAUAGGCCCGAUGGUCCAGCAGUCUUCAUCGAGGAGGUGCUGUCAGGAGGAGACUGCCACAAGGACGGACGUCUGCGGCCAGGAGAUCAGCUCAUCGCCAUCAACAAGGAGUCUCUGAUUGGUGUGACCCACGAGGAAGCCAAAAGCAUGCUGAAUAAAGUCAAGUUUAGCCAAGACAGCGCCGUGGAGAUAGCCUUCAUUCCAGGUAAAGGCCUUUUUCCCAGCAGCACGUCUCUACACAACGGAGUUCAGCGAGCUGCAGGAACCAACUCUGGACGCCUGAAAGUCCACAUCCGAUCACCUGAGAGCUGUGCAGAAGACCACGCCCCUUUGUCCUCGCCGUCCCCCGACAUCUGUCCCCCAGAGACUCACGCUUCAGGUUCAACCACUCAGACGUCAGGAGGGAAACCCAAGAUCACACUGGACCCCUUCAUCCGACUAAAAUCGGAGAAGUUAGACCUGGCUCUGUCCUUCAUCGGUUUGAAUGUCACUGAAGAGAAGAGGAAGAAGCUGAGGCAGAGACUGACCCCUGACCCACAAGGCACCGUGGCUUAUGGAGACUUUGUGGAGGCCACCCAAAGCAUAUUCUCAGAGGAUCUGGAGGACCUGGGUUUAGCGACGGCUCCCUUCACUUUCUCCUAUCACGAAGCAGCCAGUUUGAUGGACACGUCAGCCUUUCACUCACCUACAUAUGAGUCUGACUGCAGCUACAGCAGCGAGGACAUGGAGCAGUUCCACACGGAAGUGAAGCAGCUGCAAACCCAAAUGAAGCAGCUGAAGGUGAUGCUGAAGGACAUGGAGCAUAGCAAGAAAACUCUGGAGGAGGAGCUCCAGAAGACGUCUGAGAAAGCCUGUCUGACUGUAGAGGAGAACACUCGACUGAAAAGUCGCUUACAAGCAGCCGAGUCGGACACGGUGCAGAGGCAGGCCAGCAGUGCAGAGCAGGACUACGAGGAGGUCAUCCAGCUGCUGGAGGCGGAGAUCCAAGACCUGAAGAACCAGCUCGCCAUCAAGAGGCAAGGCAGAGGAGCAGAGCCCCCCAAGGAUGAAGUGCUGGAGUUAAACAGAAGACUGACGAAUAUCGACUCCCAGCUGAGGAAAUCAGAGGUGAACAGGAAACACCUGGAGAUCUCCAACAGGAAGCUGCUGGGCUUUGCUCAGAACGUCCACAAAGUGCUGACCAUGCCCAGUCUCUUUGGAGGAGAGGGGUCACCCAGUGCCACAGAAAACCCCGACACCCCGUCGCCCCUCCCUGAUCCUGCCUCUCAGCUGGCUGCGGAGGCAAAAGAGCUGGUGGAGGGGGCGUGCAGCGGCGCCGCGACAGACACAGAUGCCACGUUGGAUGAGGAUUCUCAUCACGUCUGAGCAGCAGAGGUCGGGAUCCUGAAGAGCAGCUGAACCUCCGGACUCUUCCUCACAGGCAGCAGCACACGGUGCCGGUCCAGCACAUCCCAAAUCGCGCUCGCUUGUGCGCGCAUAGAUGAACAUGCAGCGCUUCUGAACCAACCUCCACACUGACAGCAGGUGGCGCUAAAGGUCUGCAUGAGCUUAUCCACACUGGUAGACCCUCCUCCCUGAGUCUUUUGUAAAAUCCACCAAUUAUUUUCAAUGCUUCAUGUGUGGGAGGGGCUUGUUUGACAGGGGGAGGCCUCCUAAGCAGAACUUCUGACCAACUGGCUGCACAGAAAAGUCUCCUCUCUUUGUGGUCCAAUUCAGAACCUGAGGGGGGCUCAGCCAUGGAUCUGUGGGGGGGCAACAAAGCAAAGCUUUAAGGCAGACAGCUUCAGAAGAGUUAGAAACUGAGUAGUCCCAGCAGAUCGCAUCUUUGGUGUUGCUUCCUUUUCUGUCAUGUUUUAUAUUAAAAGAAGAAUUGAGAAGUGAA
Molecule: messenger RNA, 2690 nt
Organism: Oryzias latipes (Japanese medaka)
Lineage: Eukaryota; Metazoa; Chordata; Actinopteri; Beloniformes; Adrianichthyidae
Product: syntaxin-binding protein 4
Molecular function (GO): protein binding
Source: RefSeq, a predicted model, not a curated record